Molecule: messenger RNA, 1041 nt
Organism: Aspergillus ruber CBS 135680
Lineage: Eukaryota; Fungi; Ascomycota; Eurotiomycetes; Eurotiales; Aspergillaceae
Exons: 2
Coding region: 260-862 (200 amino acids)
Source: RefSeq, a predicted model, not a curated record
CUCAGGUCAAAAGUACUCUACACAGCCAAAAUGACCGUAAGUCCACACCACCCCAUCCCAUCUCACGAACUAACCCUCACAGGAACAAACCCAACCCCAAACCCUCCUCCUAAUCUUCCGCAAAGAAUCCCCCGAUCUCUUCCACCUCCUCAACGAAACGGGCCUUCCAAUCUCCGCAACCUCCCCGCUACUCAUCUCCCAAACGCAGGGCAAAACCCUCGUCGUCGCGCCGUUGCUCCUCGUCGCUGUUACAGAGGCGAUGCGUGCGAAUCAGGAUGUUUUUGGGGGGUUUGAAUACCUAAUGAGCUGGACGGCAAACGACUUCCGCCACUUCUACGUGAUUCUCGAGAAGCGUCCCCCUCCCAAGGCUAAAUCAGAUGAUAACGACUCUUCCUCGCCGUGGGGUGAUAAACCCGAUGACCAGAAGUCAAACUCGGGUGGUUGGGGUGAUAACAACAACGACACGAACAAUAACAACAGCAAUGACCAGAAUGGGAACUCGGGUUCGGCUUGGGGAGACAAUAACAAUUCUUCGAAUGAUAACAACAACAGCGCCAGCAAUGAUGCCUGGGGCGUUCCUCCCAGUAGCCCCGUGAAGGAUAACAGCAGCAAUAACGCUGGAUCUGAAUUCAAGAACCACGAGUGGCCUGCUGGCAUGGUGAAUGCGAAUACCCCGAAUGGCAAUGGUAAUGGUAACGGAGGCGGACGUGGACGCGCUGUUAGCGGGACUUCUGAUUGGGAUGUGCGCGAUUGGGCGAAGAGUCCGUCAGAGGUGGGAGGAGCUAGUACUGGUGCUGGGGGAGGUGCUUGGGGAAGUUCUGGUGGUACGCCUGGUAGUUCCAAGGGAGGUGGUGGUUGGUAGUACCUCUGUGUGCUGUACUCUGUGGUAUGAUGUCUAGCAGAUAGUAAUAGAUGAAUGGCAAGUGAAUACAGUUUGGAUAUUAUUAUAGCAGCAGCGUAAAUGAAAAACCACCAGGAAAAAGACAACGACCUUCCUGAUCAUUCCUAAAAGAACCAUAUAAAGAGAAAGAAAGUGCUAUU